Molecule: messenger RNA, 2367 nt
Organism: Habropoda laboriosa
Lineage: Eukaryota; Metazoa; Arthropoda; Insecta; Hymenoptera; Apidae
Product: X-linked retinitis pigmentosa GTPase regulator
Exons: 13
Coding region: 1-2367 (788 amino acids)
Source: RefSeq, a predicted model, not a curated record
AUGGGCCUGACGGACCUAGAAAUGAUACCCGAAACGGGUGCGGUAUUUACAGUCGGUCGCAGCAGAUUUGCAGACAACGUUGCCUCGCAUUUUUUCAUACGCAAAGAUCCAGUGAUCUCCGUUACCUGUGGAGACGAACAUUCUGCAGUGAUUUGUCAAACUGGCAGGCUGUUCGUCUUUGGAAGCAAUGAUUGGGGUCAACUUGGUCUCGGUCAUAGAAAUCACGUUAACAAACCGUCCUGUGUUAAAGCUCUGAAGCCGGAAAAGGUCACACACGUCGCAUGUGGGCGAGCACACACGCUAAUUUGCACAGGGGCACAGAAGAUUUUUGCCUGCGGCAGCGAUCAGGAAGGACAACUGGGUCGAGGAACUUCCGCGAUUGGUGACUUCACGAGUUCCCCCGUGUUGGUGUACGAUUCAGGAGUAGCCGGACCAAGGAUAGUACAAAUUGCUGCUGGUUCUCAUCAUUCACUCGCUCUUACUAACGACGGUGGAGUUUUUUCUUGGGGCAGCAACCUCGAAGGACAGUUGGGACUUACUGAUGUAUCAGGCUUGGUGAACAAGCCAACGAAAAUACACGUUCCUGAACCAGUGAAACAGAUUAGUGCUGGUUAUUACCAUUCGACAUUUCUAACAGAAAGUGGGCUAGUUUAUGUCUGCGGCGAGACAGAAAGUGGGAAAUUGGGGAUCGAUGUUAGCUUUUCUACCCAAGUUGCGCCGAAACAGAUGCAAUUACCAACUUCCGCUAUGCUUGUAGCAAGUGGUGGUCAUCAUACUGUCAUUUUAGCUGCGAAUGGAAAUUUGUACUGCACCGGAAGUAAUUCAAGUGGUCAACUUGGUCUUGGAACAAAUGCUACAGAACUUCACACACCUAAACUUCUUCCACGCGGUGCACUGCAAAAUGAAAAGAUUACUCGAAUUUCUUGCGGAGAAAGUCACACCGCCAUUGUCACUGAAUCAGGGAAACUUUUCACAUGCGGCGACGGAAGACACGGAAAAUUAGGCUUGGAAGAAAACGAGAAUAACGUUCAUGAACUAACAUUCGUUCCGCGAUACAAGGAACUCAUCGUUUUAAACGUUGCGUGCGGUGGCUGGCAUACAAUUCUAGUUGGUCAAAGACGUGAAACGAAACACACACAGAGAGAUAUGGAAAAUGCACAAACGGAACACAUUCAGAAGAGAAAUUCGUUACCACCGCUAAAGACUCACGUAAACAGGCUGCAAAACGAGACUCGCGACGAAAACAUUAACGAGAUAAUCAAAGACCAAAUGAACGAGAAAAACGCAGCAGAAUCAACGAUGAGUGUACAACCAACGUUAGAAACAGUACCAGCAAAUACGAAAGAAAAUCUGAAGAAUAAUAAUGAAAGUAUUGCAAACGACAUUACAGACUCCAUGAACAAUAUCAAGAAGGCCGACAGUCCUGAGAAAAGUCCUGAAAAGAGUCCCGAGAAAAAAACGUCGAAAGAAAUGUCUUCAAAUGCUACAAUGAACGAAAUGAAAACAGAAAAGACGUCUGAAGAAGCACCGGUUACUAAAGAAGAAUCUGAAGAAAGCUCGAAAGCGCAAAACGAAAAUGAAGAAGCAACAAAUGACAAUAAAAAAUCCGAAGUAAAAGUAGAUGCAGAGAAUAACGUUGAAGAAGAGAAGGAAUCUGAAGCAACGAAAAGAGAGCAGAAUAACACAGAGAACAACAACGAAUCUCGAAACGACGUAGAAAAUAACGAAACGAUUAACGAAGAAAACGAUAGUGCAAAAAAUAAUGAUGCAGCAGAUAAUAAGCAAAGUAAGAACGAAGACGUCGAGACGAAAGAGCAAACAGAAUCGAGCAACGGUGAUGGUAUUAAGGAAGAAGCAAGUCCUGAGAAGCAAAUGUCUCCCUCGAGUCCUUCGCCACCCCCGAAACCGCCCAGACUGAAGCCUGGAAGUGGAAAUUCUACUACCGAGAGAACAUCGUCCACGGAAAAGGAAAAUGCAACUGCUAACGUAGAUAACGAGGCAAAGAAUGAAGACACUCUAGAUAAAGAGGCAGAAACGACGGAGAAAAAUGGCUCGGCGAAGAAAGAGUCAGGCUCGAUGAAAUCCGCGACGAAAGGCGGAAGUUCUAAGUCGACGAGAUCGAGAGACGGCACGGUGGAGACGAUAGAAAUCGACAAGGAAAAUGAGAAAGAGAAGAAUAUCGAGGAGGAGAAGACGAAUAACGACAGUGCUCAGAUUGACGGCGACGUUGUGCAGGCACUGCCGCAAAGAAUUGGUAGAAUGUCAAAAAUAUUUAAAAGUAAAAAGCCGCAAACAAUAGAGAACGGUACCAAGACGACUGACAAUUUGAAUCAUAAAUCUAAGUCGAAAACGUGUAGUAUCCUGUGA